Molecule: messenger RNA, 7167 nt
Organism: Callorhinchus milii (elephant shark)
Lineage: Eukaryota; Metazoa; Chordata; Chondrichthyes; Chimaeriformes; Callorhinchidae
Gene: mrtfba
Product: myocardin related transcription factor Ba
Exons: 17
Coding region: 310-3651 (1113 amino acids)
Biological process (GO): smooth muscle cell differentiation
Source: RefSeq, a predicted model, not a curated record
UGAUUUCUCCAAGAUUAUAUCGAUGGUGGAGUAUUCCACACAGCAGUGGUAACGUGAAGGUUGAGCUUCAGAGGAAACAACAACAACAAGAUUCCAUUUAUCGAGCGCCUUUCACGUCGGGAGGACGUCCCAGGCCACACAGCAGGCAGUGUGCUGAGGGUGACUCUGGACAAGUAAACAGAGCUACAUGUCAGCUACCUAACAGUGACCUCCCCAAAGUAGACUAGCAGAGAAGAGACUGGUGCGAGAGCUCUGCGAAAUAUCAGGAUUUCUCUUUUAAAGUGCAAUCCACUCUCUGUGUGAGUCAACAUGGAUCAUGGGAUGCCUCCUGCCAUCUUGGUUAGUCUGAAUGAUCACCUAGCAGUUUUCAGCAAAGAGGACUCACACUUACGAUGCUUCAUCACCCCAAGCCCUCAAAGCGAAGUAGUUGCCUGCGAGUUUGAAGAGCUAUCAUUGCAGACCAACCAAAACCUACCUCCCUUGAACGAGAGAAAGAAUGUGCUUCAGCUGAGGUUACAGCAGAGACGGACACGAGAACAGCUGGUGGAUCAAGGAAUCAUGCCACCUUUGAAAAGCCCUGCGGCAUUCCACGAACAGAGAAAGAGUUUGGAGCGAGCAAAGACUGAAGACUACCUGAAGCAUAAGAUACGGAGUAGACCAGACAGGUCUGAACUGGUCAGAAUGCACAUAUUAGAAGAGACCUUGGCAGAGCCCUCACUGCAAGCCACUCAAAUGAAGUUGAAGAGAGCUAGACUGGCAGAUGAUCUGAAUGAAAAGAUAGCUCAGAGACCAGGCCCUAUGGAGCUUGUGGAAAAGAACAUCCUGCCUGUAGAUUCCAGUUUAAAGGAAGCAAUUAAAGUUGGUCAGGUGCAAUUCUCUGAUCCCUCCGACAGAUUCUCAUUCGAUGAGGACAGCAGCGAUGCCCUGUCUCCAGAGCAGCCGGGGAGCCAGGAGUCACAAAGCUCAGCUCCUUCUCCUGGGGAAAUGAAAGCCAGCGAAUCCUCCUCUUGUUCCUCGUCACCUAUACCAAACACCAUAAUCCAGUACCACCCACAACCAAUGCCUGACUUCUUGAAACCUGCUCCUCUACCUGACCAACAAACUACACGUUCAGCAGGUAACACACAGUUUAUGAGCACCAGCACCUCAUCCAAACCAACUCCAACAUUAAUAAAGCAAAGCCAACCCAAGAGUGCAAAUGAUAAGAACCGGAGCAAGAAAAGCAAGGAUACCAAACCCAGAGUCAAACAGCUCAAAUACCAUCAGUACGUUCCACCAGACAAAAAGCAUGAGAAAGCCGAACCUCCCAUGGAUACAAACUACGCCCGUCUUCUACAACAGCAACAGCUCUUCCUCCAGCUGCAGAUCCUGAGCCAACAACAGCAACACUACAAUUACCCGGCCAUCCUGCCUGCCCCACCAAAGUCAUGUACCAAUAACCAGACUCUGAACAGCCCCAGCAUGUCGAGUGCUCUGGGUACUAACAGCACAGGAACAUUAUCGAGCUCUGCAGGUGUCACAAGACAUAACAGCAACUUUCCCUGUAGGAAGCUGGCAGUGCUACCCUCCAAUGUGGAUGACUUGAAGGUGGCUGAGCUGAAGAUGGAGCUAAAGUUUCGAGGACUACCGGUGUCUGGGACUAAAACAGACCUUAUAGAGAGGCUGAAAGUGUUCCAUGACACCAUCAACCUUGGAGUUAAUACAGCUGUAGUGAAAGUCUCCAGCUCUUCUGUACGCAAUCAUACAACUGUGACCUUUCCAAUUGCCAAUUUUAGUGGUGUCAUGACUAACACAGAGACAGCAGCAAAUGGUGUGCAACCCUUUGAAAGCCUGAACUCUCCUUCUCCCAUCUCUCCCACUCCCUCGGAGCAGUCCAGUCUGAGCACAGAUGACAGCAACCUCACCGACAUGUUUACAGAACUGGUGACCGUGAUGUCUCCUUCGCAACUCACGAUGCAUCCUUCACCUGUCAAGUUGGCAGUUAAUGAAGACAGCAAGGGGAUAAACAUGGCAACGAGUAAUCUGGCACAUCAAGGUGCCAUUUUAUCAGGUGUGGACGUUAACUCUGCUGAAAAGGACCGGAAACUGCAGGACAAGGAGAGGCAAAUUGAAGACCUCAAGAGAAAGCUUGAGAAUGAGCAAAGGUUAGUGGAAGAACUGAAGAUCCAACUGGAAAUCGAAAAAAGAUGCCAACAGCAGCAGCAACAAUCUGCUGAUCAGAAGCACUUGAAUAGUGUUAUCAAAGAGGAAACCUCCCUCUCCAGCUGCCCAGUUUCAAGACAGUUUGUUACAGCCUCCAACCAAGGUUUCGGCUCUACUAACAUUGCUAACGUUGGGAUGACUGGCCAGACUUCAAUGAAGCAAAUCCCAUUGAUUGUAAAAGAGGAAGUUCCACCAACAGCCGCCAAGCAGCACAAUACAACCUCUCAGCUCUACUCAAGUCCAUCACGACAGACACAGGAUAAGGUUAUCGCACAGGGCCAGCCUCACACUUUACUGACCACUCAGACAAAACCACAGCUUUUACUGCCAUUCCCCAUCCAAACACAGAAUACAAACACCUGCAGCAACUCAAAGCAGCUACAGGCAGUGAAUAUAACCUUACAGUCUCAAUCACAGAUCCAGACUCCAGCUUCAGUACCAGCUCCUGCUCUUGUCCAGCCUUCAGCCCCUCAGAAGCAAGCGCAGAAACAAGAAGCUGUGUCCCACCAUAUUUUCUCCCACCAUCCGCAAAAUAGGAAGGUUUUCACCUCCACCUCAUCAAGCAGUGCAUUCCCCUACCAGAGUCCCAGUACAGCAGCUAUACAGCAAUGUUUCAUGAACAGCUCGACAAACGGAAUGCUUCACCCAAGGAUAAACAGUGUGAGUUCCCUGCAAAAUGGACCCAGCCGAUCAAACAAGUCUGGACGUUCCUCCAGCUCACCAUCUCAGUCGCAGCAACAGCAGUUCCUGGUUCAGGGCUCGGUCUUCAGUAACUCGUUACCGAAAACAAAAGAUCCCCCUCGCUACGAGGAAGCAGUCAAGCAAGUCUGCAAUCUGCAGCACCGCGAGGAAUCCAGUGCACACAGCCAGCAGAUGGAUGACCUUUUUGAUAUCCUCAUUGAGAGUGGAGAGAUUUCACCAAUUGUUAAAGAGGAGCCAUUGCCAGCCACCAAGAUGAGAGCUGUCGUAGCUAACAUAUCCUCCUUGCCAGUAAACACAGUGUUGUCCCGGCCACCACUGCAGGUUCAGAUGGCACCUCUUCCUUUAUCCCUCGAACCAGGAAAUAACUUCACCAUUUGUUCAGAAGAUCAGCUGGAGGCCUUGCUGGAUGGUCCAUUGUCAUCAGGUGCCAAUGUUUCUCCGCUCACAGUGACCCAAGAGGGCACAGAGGCACUUUCUUUAAUAGAGCACCUCCAAAAUGACCUAUUGAAUACAUCCAGCAUUCUUGAUCAACAUCGUUCACCAAUGGAUACCUGUGAUAUGCAUUUCACUACAGAAAGUACCUGCCUGAACCUGGACCUUCCAGACACUAAUUUGGACAAUAUGGACUGGCUGGAUCUGACAAUGCCAGGUUCUAGCACAGGACUUACUCCUGUUAAUAGUACUGCUCCGAGCGUAUUUUCCACUGACUUUUUGGACAGCCAAGACCUUCAACUAAAUUGGGAUUAAUAUAUCCGGGCGUAGUGGCACAUAAGCAAAAUCAAUUUGCGUAGUGGCUCAGAUGUCCAGUAGUGGUCAGUCCUUUGAAGUAGUGAACACCAAACCAAGAUGGGAUUCUCAGAUCCAGUUCAGUUCAUUCUCUCUGGACAGCACAGUGGACGCUAAAGGUUGCGGCAAAACAAUAGCAAGGGAUGUACAUAUGUUUAUUCCUUUCACAAUCUAAGAGAAGCUGACAAUCUCAUCGUUUAGGUCGGGUAAGGUUUUGUACAUUUGUGGAAACUUUAAUUCUAAUUCAGCUAAUGAACAUUUACUGGUCUGAUAGACGUAGUAUGGAAAACGUUAACAAAUUUCUUCUCUGAUCUCAAUGCAAGAGAGUUUUCCUGUGAAUGGCCUGAGCCAAACACAGAGUGUAUUAUUGUCAGAAUUUACUGGACUGCCUGGUUCAGUGAACUUUUAUCUGGGACGGAAGUGUUUCAUUAUUUUGAAUGCAGUCAUGUUUUUGAACUGCUUCAUAUUCUUUUCCUAUCUUGGGAACCUACAUUUUCUUUCAAUGUUUUCUGUGUGUGGUGUUUGAACCCAUUUAAUUAGAAAUGGGAAUUGUGAUUGAGGCAAAAACAUCAAAUUUACCAGGACCAGGAAUACUGAACCUGUGGUUAGUGGCACAUUACAAUAUUUUAUGUACUGUAACUUGGGUAAUUCUGUAAAGCUGUGUGAGUACUAUAUGUCUUUUGUUUCAAUUAACUCUUUGAUGUUGUAAUUGCUAACCUAUAUUGAAGUAUUGGUUGUUUAGUCUGUAAUAUAAUUUUCCCAACAAGUACUCUUGUUCACAAUCAACUGCUUUCAGUGUACAGAAAUGGACAAGAGGCUUGACACUCGCACCAAUCAUGUUUAGUGAAUUUCAGAAAGGAAGUUAGGUUGUAAUAAUGAUUAGAGAAUUCCAAAUGGGAUUCAGUGCCUUUUUAUGGAUAAAUGUUAAUGUGAUCCUACAAGAGACCCAGGAAACGAUUCAGUAACUCUUAGCAUAUUUUGACAAUCUGAACCCAUUGAGUAUUUGUGGAGUUCAUUCCUAAACAAAACCAAGAACGAUUAGGUCAGGCUGAAAUGGAUAUAUUCUUUAAUCAUAAACCAAAUUAGAUUGCAUUGUUUGAAUUGGUUACCCUCGACUUUAAAGAGAGGAUUACUUCUUAAAAAAGUGUUGGAGAAAACCUUUUCAUUUGUUUACCAGGACAUGACACAAAUUGGCACAUGACAUCACAUUGAAUCAAUGAUGCACCAUGUGCCCAAACACCUCACGCUUUGCCAUGCACUGCAGUCAUGUUAUUAAUGAUGUUAGCCAAAGGAUCUUUAAUUAAACAAAAACUAUAAUUUUUUGGAAAACUAUAGGAGAGUUUCGGGUUUCAGAAGGCGUUAGCAGAAUAAUGAAGGAUUGUCUAUAUUUCACAAGUGCUGAUUUGAGGGGUAUGGAAUGUUAACUUACUCAAAGCCUAACUCUGAAUUCGUAAAUAUUCACAUACAGUGUGAAGCCUUUAAUUACAUUUGUAAAUGGAAAUUAAACCGUUGCCUUUAACAGAUCAGGAAUCGACAUGCAAUCGUGAAAGUAAGUAAAUCAGCAUGAACAUAUAAUCUGAUUCAUAUAAUUUAUCUUUCCUGCUGUUUUAAUUGUGGCACUUUCCAGGGUUAAAGAUUUGUAUUCAGAGAGCAUGUGAGGAGCAUUUGGGAGUAUGUGAGGUUGCUUUAAUUGAUCAGUCCAGCCCACAGUAAAAGAAAAUCAGAUUGUUAUGGUCUUGAUAUAUUAAGUUUAGAGUGUUUGGCAUCGGGAAUUCCAACAGUUGACCCAUUUGUUUCAUAAAACCUGUUUCUUGUUUGCAGUGUAAUUACGUUUUACAAUUAGGAUAUUGAACCUUUUAUUGUCGUUUAUGUGGUUGAGUAUGGAAAUCUAGAGCUGUAUAAGGCAAACCAAGUAGCAGAGCAGCCUAAAGGCCAAAUGUUUUACAUUCACAGAACUUCCUGUCAAAAGAACACUAAUUCAUAAGGAAACAUUAGCCUUGAAUAGCUGCCACAAUGUGGCCCGUGGGCCGCAAAGCCCUCAGGACCAUCAAGAAGGCCCUUGCACCCCCUCCCCCCUCCCCCCAACAUUCACACAAGACGAGGUAAAUCCAUGUUGAUGGCAUCAAUCCUAGAAAAUUAUUUUGUUCACCGACCACAAAGGGACCUUAUGAUCAAACUGCUGCUCGGGCUCAGCUACCUCAGUACAAACUAGGGAUGAAAUCAGACCUACAAGAUCUGUAUGGCUCAGUUUCACUCCCAGCAGUGGCUAAACCAUGUGUUCCUUCGGGGGAAGAUUCUGUUUGAGUACUUUUUAUCAGACACAAUGUGACCAGCUUCUUAAUUAGGAGUACAAUAUAAAUCAGCCCAAAUAAGUAUUAUAUAAACAUAGAAUGUAAGCAGAGACAUAAAGGGUGUUAGGACAUCGGGUUUCUAAAUGACAAACAGCGUGUUAGGACAUUGGGUUUAACUGUAUCUCCUUGAAGUGUAUGGAAUUUAUGAAAAACAUUUAAGUGCAAUCUUAGUUUUCAAAAUAUCAAACGGACUUUGCCAAAGAAACAUAAAUGAAUGUUACGUUCUUGUGCCAGAAUAUAUUUUAUAGCUAUUGAUUGGUUAUCAGUUAAAUGUGAUACAAGGCAACCUGAUCAGAAUAGAUUUAGUUUUUACUGUCUCAAGGUUUAAAAGGGCAAAGUAAGCCAAUUAUUUGGCAAACAAGGGAUAUUACAGGAUUAAAUCUUAGUCUGAUAUUCUUAGACGACCCAAAUACCAAUAUACUGUAAUUAUUAAAUGUCAAAUAAAUGCUGGAAGUGUAUUGGAUUUUGUUCUCAUGUGGAAGCUAUUGUGAACACAGAUUUCUUUGUGGUUAAUUGUGCUGAAGUACAUUCCCAAGUGGAAAUUGGUGUGAACUUUAUCUAUCAUAAUUAUGAAAAAUAAUUUUAAAAAGGAAAUGUCAUUUUACCAUAUGAAUGUUACUGCUGCCUGAAAACUUUAUACGGCCAAGAAAUGGCAAGAUUGAAUGUAGUGUCAGUAACAUUCAUUGUUGUUUGAAGAAAAAAUACAUUUUACUGUUGUUUCAUAGCCACUUAUUUUAGAUAGUUACUGCUUAUAUGGUAGGCAUGCUAUUUUGUGUAAAGUGAUUUUAUGUUCAUAGCCACAAUGUCUUAGCAUCACUCCAAAGUUGGGAGUUGUACAUUUUACUAGAUGAUUCAUAUAACCAUUUGGGCCAUUGGGAGGUCCCUAAAGAAUGUAAUGUGUUUCAAUUGAACCAUGAAUGCCUUUGUAUACUGUUUGCACCCAUGAGAUAAAUUCCAUAUCUUGUUUGAAUGCCAUAUGUUUGCACAUUGUAUAUAUAUAUAUGCAUAUUUUUAUAUGUGUACCUGCAAAGUUUUGUAAAUUAGUUGCAGUGUUGUAGCUACUGAUGGAAGUCAUAUUGGCAAUUUUGCAUUACUGUUGUGAAUGAAUAAAACAAAUGUCCUGUGA